AUGGUUAUUUCGCCCAUAAAGUUUCGUCGGAGUACGUCGUAUCCGGGUAAAGGUCUUUUUCCUCAGCCACCAACGUUCGAGAUCACCAACAUGGAUGAGAACCGUGAAGUGUUACUUCCAUAUCCGGCCGCGGGUCCGCAGGCUGUCAGCACGUGCCGCCUCGGAACAGCGCGCGAGCGGAUAUCGACGGAUCCGUUUCCGAUCCUGCGGUUGGAGGUGAUGGACAGGCAUGUCGAGCCGAACACUGUAAGGUACACUGACCCUCCACGUGAGUGUGCGCGGGGGAACGGCCGGGUUCUGCGCAGAUUCGUGCCAGAGCGCGCGCUGGGCGGGGCGAACGGCACCAGCCCGCUGGACAACAUGCGCACCUUGGAGCACUACCUCAGCGAGAUGAUGCGCGCGGGCGGCGCCCCCGACACACCUGACCAGCUCAAGGGUUUCAUCAACUGCAGCACCAACGCCUUGCAGUCCCUGGCGCAGCUGCACGGCAAGUCGCCCUUCUUCCCCGGGCUGGAGGAGCAGGCGCUGCUGGAGGACCCGGCGCACCUGGUGGACGGCCAGAUGCCCUCUCAACCGCUCAGCUCCCCGGCGCGGUCCUCGCCCCACUCGCAGGGCUCCGAGGCGGGCGAGCGCUUCUCCAGGAAGGUGUUCGUGGGCGGCCUGCCGCCGGACAUAGACGAGGAUGAGAUAACGGCCAGUUUCCGGAGGUUCGGCCCGCUGGUGGUUGACUGGCCCCACAAGGCAGAGAGCAAGUCGUACUUCCCUCCCAAGGGCUACGCCUUCCUCCUGUUCCAGGACGAGAGCUCGGUCCAGCAGCUGAUAGACGCCUGCAUCCAGGACGAAGACAAGCUGUACCUGUGCGUGUCCUCCCCCACCAUCAAGGACAAGCCGGUGCAGAUCCGGCCGUGGCGGCUGUCUGACGCCGACUUCGUGCUGGACGCGUCCAUGCCCUUGGACCCGCGCAAGACCGUGUUCGUGGGCGGCGUGCCACGGCCUCUCAAGGCAGUGGAGCUGGCCAUGAUCAUGGACCGCCUGUACGGGGGCGUGUGCUAUGCGGGCAUCGACACAGACCCGGAGCUCAAGUACCCGAAGGGCGCGGGACGGGUGGCGUUCAGCAACCAGCAGAGCUACAUUGCGGCCAUCAGCGCCCGCUUCGUGCAGCUGCAGCACGGCGACAUUGACAAGAGGGUGGAGGUGAAGCCGUACGUGCUGGAUGACCAGAUGUGCGACGAAUGCCAGGGCCAGCGCUGCGGGGGCAAGUUUGCUCCCUUCUUCUGCGCAAACGUCACCUGCCUUCAGUAUUACUGCGAGCACUGCUGGGCCACAAUCCACUCGCGGCCCGGCCGGGAGUUCCACAAGCCGCUGGUGAAGGAAGGGGCGGACCGGCCGAGGGCAGUGCCCUUCCGUUGGUGUUAACGCUGGAGCUCUUAGCCUGCGCGCGGCCCUACACGGCUGCCGCCCUUCACUUUAGAUCAUUAUUGAAUAGUAAUAUAUUAUAUUAUAUACCUAUACAUAUACAAUAUGUAUCUACACAGUCAUCAGAUUCUUUUAUAAAGUGAAAAAACCAGUUCUUUCAAAAAAAAUUUUGUAGUGUACGAGCAAGGAAAGUUGGGUGUCCGACAGCUUUGGUGACACCAUCUUGGCCAUUUACGAUCUCUUGCUGGAUGCGAGAUCCUGUCGCCAGGCCGCUCGCGUCGUAGCGUCUCUGCCGAGGCUUGUAGGUACUACCUUUCAGCACACAUACCUGGCGUGUGACGUAGCUAUAUGUGUAUAUUGCAUGUGUGUGCGCGAACAUGGGCUUUACCGCACUGUUCGAUGUCCGUGUUCCCUAGCUGAAACUCUUCGUGUACAUAGUUAUCGUAAUUACUCCUUCGUUGUACGGAAUGUCUUUUUCAUGACUUUAUUUUUUGGGCAUCGUUUUUGUAUAUAAAAUAAAUUUUUUGUCACGUGCUAGGCGUUUGUCUCGAGGGGAAGGGUUCGACGGGUGGUUUGGCGAUGACUCGGGUCUCUACUCUUACACAUUCGUGUCCCGAGUCGGUGGAACCGGGUCGAUCAUCAACUGGGGAUGAAUGUGUCGGCAGAGACGCUCUGCUAGGUUUCGUUUUUGCAUUGUGCACCAUUUUAUAUUGGACGUAAGUAUGUGUUGUCUCACUUGGAAGCUAUUUUGUCUUUCGCCGUUUUGUUACCUACUGUGUACGUUUUGAGAAAAAAUAGCUAAUUUUACCCAUUUUGAGAAAAAAUUUUUAUAAAUCUUGACACUGGUGACGCCUAAAAGUAAUAACAAAUUUUUUAUCUGCCUUGAAGUUUAGAGGUGGAGACAAGUAAUGGAAGCAGUCGAAGCACGUGGAGCAGAGCAACUUGCAUGGUGCAGGCUUGGCGUGCCAUUCUGUGUUCUUUAGGAAUAUCGUAAAACCAGCUGGCGUCGACAAACGACAGUCUGACGUAUGCGCACGUGGUGAGACAGGGCAUGUAUCUGCCCACUCGCCACUUUGCGCGAUAGGCUAAUUACUAGUGCACGCACCUCACCUGUAAUAUACCGUGGAGUAAUAUCUUUGCUCAUUAUUUGCUAUCUAUAACUUGUGAUAAUGAUUAUGGUCUUGGGUGUUGUUUGCAUAGCUUUCCAUGGUCUUUACUCUCACCAUUUCUCUCUUUCUCCACAUUUAUAAUCUCUUUUUUUCACCUACCAUUUCCAGUCCGUGUUCUCACCUUCUGCCUACCAUCAACUUAUCCGUCUCUUCAUGCACGGCACACAAGACCCACAUUCUUGUACUACUUUGUGUGAUAAGAAAAAAAAAUUAUAAUUAUGGUAAUUAAUGUAGGUACAUACUUUGCACGAAUAUGUAUAGUCUCUUCAAUAGAUUUGUAUUUUUGAGUGUUGAAAGUUUUUAUACAGUUGUUAUCUUAGUUAAGGGCGUCGAGGCAAAAGUGGGUGAAGCGUUAAGAUGUGACCCGGCAGGUGUAUACUUGUUCAGACUUAGGUUAUUUGUGUAUUUUUUUAUUCCUCAAAGUGAAAUUUGGUGUACAUACAAUGGAAGAAAUAAGACCAUGUGUGCCCUGGGACGCGAUGGUAGUCUCCCUAGGAGUAAAUUUCCAUAUCUGUAACUUGUAUAUAUGUAACACGCACCACUUACCUGUUAGCGACCAGGCGAGGUCUAACCUAGUGCUCUUAUCUCUUCCUAUGCUAUGUUUAACUACGCAUGCACCUGAUCUCCACAUACCAAAGAUAAUGUGUAAAAAAAUUUCAAUGUAUAGUCGCUAAUUGUCUGGCAAGCCCCGAGUACCGUAUUUUUCGGGCUUAUCAGAUAUUCUUUACAGAUUCCUUUUCAUCUAUGACUUUUGUAAUUAAUUAAUCUGCAUUGAAAAUGUGCUAUCAUAAAUUGAGUUGAAAUGUUCCCCACGUUGUUAUCUAUUGUAGAGCAAACUGCAGUGCAAAUUAAAAUCUGUUGUUGGAUAUUAACAUAUAUAAUUAUGAUGCUGUACCUUAGUUUGGUAUGCAUACCUUAAAAACAAUAUUUUUUCCUCUGCCUGUCUGUUUGGAUAUGCCCGUGCAAUCCUGUAACGUGAUGUAGCGUAAUGUAGUGAGCGAUGUGGCACAUUGGGUUUGUUUGGUUAGCGCUCUAGUCAUUUGUGGGAGGGGGUAGGGGUAGUGUUGGGAGCUUUGGGUCGCGGCGCGAUGCUAUCUGGUUCCUAUCGGCAACUCGGAAACAGACCUAGCCAACUUCUGUAAAAACAAUUGUUUAUUUUAUGAAGAUACUGUAUAGAGAAAAUAUUUUAUUUGAGUGUCCCCUCUAUUAAUUUUGUACUGCUUUAAAUACAAGGGUCGUAGCAAUAUUAAGUAUAGAUUCUGAGUUGGUAUUACGAGUCGGUGAAUCGUUUGGUUUGGUGACGUCAAACUGAUGGUCGCUGGUUCUCAUGAUAUCUGGUGCCAUCAAUCAGUUAAGGAGAAACUGCUAACAAUUUAAAGCAGAGUUACGCCAAGCAAAUUUACACUCUAAUAGCUUCUAGUUGUAAGUGUUUCAGUAAUAUUGUAUGGGGACGAGGCGUAAUAUUCCCUGCACUACUUUCUUAUGAUAUGCCGUAGUCGAAUGUGUGUUUCAGUUUUUUAUCGGAUGAUGUAGUAGUAAUAAUGAUAAUACUGGAUGUUAUUUUAACAGAUGUUUUAUUUUGCUAAACUAGUUGUCGUCAUUGUUUUGUUUUAUUGAGUUUGUUAAGUGUUAGUGUUGUGUUGCCGUAGUCUGCGGGCGGGCAAUGUCGCGAUGUGAUGCUAGUUAAUGCCGUAACGCUCCGGGUCGGUGCUUGCUCGCGGCCUAUCACGAGCCAUGGCUCGUCUUACCUUUUCUACAAAUAGGGAUCCAGCAAUUCACACGUUUAAAUAAAUAAAGUUGAUGUUAUGUGAUAGUUGUAUUUAAUACAAAAUCUAUACGUGAUUAUUUUGUAGCCUUGGGUAACUUAUUUAAUAUUUAGCACUGUAUUUAACUUUUGUAAUAAAACUUCAUAAAAUUGUAUACAAUAUUCCAGUGUGAUGAUUCCAUGUAUUCUAAUGUGAUUAUUAAUUGGAAACAUUAAUAGAUUUCCAUAGAUCGUAUGUAGAAAUAUAUAUGAUGUGGCAGUGAUGUCAUGAUAUGUAAUAAUAUUUGUGCAUACAAACAGCUUUGGAAAUGAAUUUUUAUUGGUAUACAUAAAUUCACAUCUGUAAGUAAGUCUGAGAGUGAUUGAGAAUUUUUUAAAAAGUAGAAUUUAAUGAUUUUGUUUAUACACUUGAGGCUUUUUGACACUCAGUCAUUCAGAAGGAUAUUUUUACGAAAGAGAAGUAUUUCUAGUGAUCAAUUCGUGAUUCUCCUGUUAUUAGUUGUAGACUUUGUGAUAUAAUUAUAAUAAUAACAAUGAUAAUAUAUUGUUCUGUGCUGUUGAAUGUUACUUGAAGGCGGCUCGCACUGUGGACUGCUCUCCGGUGUAUUUUGUAUAGCAAUACCUGUGGAACUAACGUAACAUUUGUAACUUUUGUAGAUUCACAUGAGGGAGGUCACUUUUACAAGUUUAUCUUUGUAGAAGUCGACUCACAAGCUACUGCUUCAGUAAUCAUAUUGUAAUGCUUAAAUUAUUUCUUGGAUAUUCAGUCCUUUGGCCUUAAGAAAUGGUAGGUAAAGACAACAAAGCAAGGAAAGGUUUUUUUUGUAAAGAUGGCCAAAUACCAAAGGUGCUGCAUAGCUGAUGGAAAAUGGGAUUCAUAAAAAGAAUAUUUCAUAGAAAUAGAAGAGCUACAUUUUUAUCUAAAUUAGGUAAGUUUUUGUCUAGUCUGAAUUAAUAGAAAAAAUUCAUAUAAAUUGAUUCUUUAUUAAACAUCAUUCACUAUAAUACACAUUUUAUAGACCUAAUCCCAUCCUCUAGAAGUUUUAUGGAGAUGUUUUGCAUAUCUUAUGUACACAAUUCUUACAGCAAUUAGAAGAUUUUUUGGAUUGUAAAUUAUAUAAUAUAUUUUCAUAUAUCACCAAUGCAAGAGUAAAUUUUAUUAUAAAAAUAUGCAAAAUUCAGUCUUAAGUGUUUCAAAGCAGGAAGAGGACACAAUGGGACAUUGCAAUGGACAGCAGUCUCAUUUAGUAUCCGGUAGAUUGGGUAGGUUUUAUUUGUUGGACCUGUUCGUCAUCCAAAACUUCAAUGGUGCUUCAGUUUAGAUUUUAUUAGAUGUGGUAUAUUUUUUUAUUUUUUGUAUUUUUAAAGUUUGUAAAAAGAGAGAUGUUAUUAAUUUGGAAUGUCUUUAUGAUAUUACUUAUAAAUGGCCGCACGACUGGAGCAUAUAUAAAGACUUAUUAUUUUUCCCCUUCUUUUAAGUUGUUGUUUCACGUAAAAAGUAGGAUUAGCUAAUGUGCAGUAUUAUUGUAUUCAUACAGAAUUAAUUAAUACCUUACUACUUCAUACUGAAAUUGUCCCCUUUUCUGGGUAUACGUGGAAGUUUUUGUAUGUUUUGCAGUGUUUUUAUCCUGCAAUAAUUUUUUACUCUGCAAGGAAGUUUCAUCUGGAGUGCAUUCGCCCGGGGGGGUCUCUACGCGGUGUCGGGUCCCGUGCAAGGCGCCGCGUUGAGACCGCGCUGUGGCGAAAGGUGGAACGUGAAAGUACCCCUUCAUGCCGUAGUGAGUUGUUGGUGAAUCAGGGUCUAUAGUCGUACCAGCCCUGGCGUUCUUAGCUCUAGGCUGUUUGAAUGAAUCACUCUUGUAUUCUAGUGCACUCUAUUUUUAGGUAAAGCACUCGUUAGUAUUCUUGUAAUGAGAAUGGGGUACUUUGUGUGCAUUUCAACCACUACCUACUAUUUUUAUGAAUUUUGUACAUUUUUCUAAUUUUUGUAAUACAAGAUGUGAGCAACAGGAAGAAGCCAUUUCGCCUGUGAGCGGCUUCCUGUGGCUCGGAGAAGCUUAUUUGUACCAGGGAAGUGAGUUUUCCUAGUUAUAUUUGUUGGAUAUCAAAACUUUUUAUGUUUUAUAAAAUAAUUAUGAAAAAAAAUGUGAAAACUGUGUUUAUUUGAUAAAUAUUGGUGUUAAUUCUUCAUGGCAAA
Molecule: messenger RNA, 6547 nt
Organism: Bacillus rossius redtenbacheri
Lineage: Eukaryota; Metazoa; Arthropoda; Insecta; Phasmatodea; Bacillidae
Gene: orb2
Product: cytoplasmic polyadenylation element-binding protein 2
Exons: 11
Coding region: 1-1416 (471 amino acids)
Biological process (GO): negative regulation of cytoplasmic translation
Cellular component (GO): synapse; neuron projection; nucleus
Molecular function (GO): mRNA regulatory element binding translation repressor activity; translation factor activity, RNA binding; mRNA 3'-UTR binding
Source: RefSeq, a predicted model, not a curated record